This is a messenger RNA of Zootermopsis nevadensis, 4246 nucleotides long. RefSeq lists its product as uncharacterized. The record is from RefSeq and is a predicted model, not a curated record. Lineage: Eukaryota; Metazoa; Arthropoda; Insecta; Blattodea; Termopsidae. Gene Ontology annotation, molecular function: oxidoreductase activity; phosphopantetheine binding.
GCUGCGUGCUCAGUGACGGGAACCUCGAGAUAUACGGGCGCUGCGACUCCAUCGUGAAGAUACGAGGCUACAGCGCCGACACUCAGGCUGUAGAGGCAGCACUGUUGGAGCUGUCAAUGGUAAACACCUGCUGUGUUCUGGCAGAAGGAGAUGAGGGCUCCAACAAGUAUCUUGUGGCUUACAUCAAGCCUGAGGGCAAAACGUCGCACAAAGAAUUGCGUGCUGCCCUCAAGAAGAGGUUGCCAUUCUACAUGAUACCCUCCAAAUUCAUCUUUAUUGACAGUAUCCCUAUACUACAGUCAUCGGGGAAACUGAACAAGAAGGCCCUAGUGAAGAUGUCAGAUGUGGGAGACGGCAAUUCCGUCGAUCCACAGCCGCAGUCCGUAUUGAUGGAGCCCCGACUUGCUGCCAUCUGGUGCAGGGUGUUGAAAUUGGAUGUCAUUGAUGUACAUGUGAACUUCUUUGACCUCGGAGGGCACUCACUGCUUGCCACUCAACUUGUAAGUGAAGUCAAUGAAGAACUGGGCCUAUCGCUUAGCAUAUCAGACAUGCUACGUCACUCCACGCUGUAUUCCAUGGCGAGAUUCAUUAAUAACCAAGCAGUGAGCAGUCCUAAUGCCACACUGGAUCUAGCAGCCGAGGUAGAGACACAUGCUCAAGACAAUUAUCCGUCGGAUACCAGUCUCCGAGCAUUUUGGCGUUUCUCUGAGGUGUCUCACUCCAGGAGGCGUUGCGAGAGAAUUUUCUUGACAGGGGCAACCGGAUAUGUCGGGGCGUUUAUUUUGAAGGAACUGUUGGAAAAUACAGAGGCCGUGGUAUACUGCCUUGUCCGGGAAUCGCCCGGCAUGACGGCGAUGGGUCGGAUUCGCAGUUCCUUUCAGAGGUAUUGUGUUGCAGAGCUUGACGAAAACUCUGAGCUCAGGAUUGUGCCCUUAAAAGGCGACGUCUCUCUUCUGAAUUUGGGACUGUGUGAAAAUGACUACAUGUACCUCGUGUAUGAGAUCGACUCCAUUAUCCAUGCGGCUGGUGCCGUGAACCUUGUCCACCCAUACUGUGCUCUGUCUGAUGCUAAUGUACUGGGGACUAAGAACAUUCUUGCGUUCGCUGUCGAUCGCAAGAUAAAGCCUGUGCAUCACAUCAGCACAGAUGCAGUUUUUCCAGAAGGUUUUCAGGACUGCAAAGAGGAUGCCAACAUGAUGAUGUAUGCUGACAAACUUGUCAGUGGCUAUGCGCAGACUAAAUGGGUGGCAGAGCAGCUGGUACUACAUGCACAUGGCAGAGGACUUCCUGCUGCUGUCUACAGAUGUGGCAACAUAGGGGGACCACAGGAGAAGGCAAGCUGGAACCCAGCUGACUUCACUCUGCUUAUGUUGCAGGGUUGCCUGUACACACAGACGGUUCCUGACAUUCACUGGCAGAUUGAGCUUUCCCCAGCUGACUUUGUGAGCAGAGUAAUAGUGGGGCUGUUAAAGGCUGUUCUGCACUCUGGUGGUAGAAUCUUUCACAUCAUCAACCCUGUCACAAUGAACUGCUGUGACUUGUGGCAGCUGCUAAGGGCACAGGGCUACCAGCUGGAAUUAGUGUCUUACAGAGACUGGUACUGGAAGGUGAAGGAGGCUGCAGCGAGUUCCAGUGAACACUCAGCAACAUUUGCCAGUCUACUGUAUCUGCUGGAUGCCGUUACGGAUCCAGGUUUCUUCCGUCAGAGCUCCACGUUCACACAGCUGAAUCUGCAGGCGUCACUUCAGACGCUUGGUCUGACUUACCCUCCUGUUGAUUCAAAACUGAUGUGGAGGUAUCUGAGCCACCUGACGUCACUCGGCCUCGUCCCGCGCCCAAACAUGCUGCAACAGGAUGCUGCUCACUUCCUUCACGGGAAAGUGGCUCUAGUGACGGGGGCCUCUUCGGGCAUCGGGGCGGCCAUAGCCGAACACCUGGCCGUGGCUGGGGCUAAGGUGGCGCUGGCUGCACGUCGGAUAGACAGACUGAAGGAGCUGCAGGCGCGGAUAGAGGACAAGGGUGGUGUGGCUAUAACUAUUGUGAUGGACGUGUGUGAUGAGGAGCAGGUGCAUGUCGGCGUGAAGCGCGCAGAGUCCGUGCUGGGACCUUUGGACAUCCUGGUGAAUAAUGCUGGUGUUCUGUACUACACUAUGAUGAAGAAUGUGCAUAUUAAGGAAUGGCAGAAGAUGGUUGACAUCAAUGUGAAAGGCACUCUGAACUGCGUGGCGGCCGUGUUGGCCGGAAUGGUGGAGCGAAGACGGGGCCACAUCGUCAAUGUCAGUUCUGAUGGUGGCCGUAAGGGAUUUGCAGGCUUAUCAGUUUACUGUGGAACUAAGUACUUUGUGGAGGGCAUGUCCCAGGGGAUGCGCCAAGAAGUGGCUGAGUUCGGGGUCAAGGUUACAUGCAUUCAGCCUGGGGAUGUCAAGACGGAGCUGUUUGAGAAGUCCACUGAUCAGGAGGCGAGGGAGAAGUACGAAAUGGUGAGCAAGAUGAAGGUUCUGGAACCAGGGGACAUAGCGCAGGCUGUGUUGUAUGCCGUUAAGCAGCCAGACCACUGUUCAGUCAAUGAGAUUUUGGUGGAACCCCAGCUGGCCCCGAUAUAAACGUCAGCUGUAUAUGAGGUCUUCCAUAAGUAAACUGCUACAGCAACGUAAACGCAGUCAAACUCGGAGAGCAAAAUUUGUGUUAGACUCAGCUUUCAGUUUUCAAUCAGACUUUUCAUUUUAAUCCUCUUGGUGCUGAUAUGAACCACGUUAACUUCAUACUAUUGCAGUGGGACUCACUGAAUCAUUUAUGCUUAUUAUUCACGAGAUCGCGGGUUUGUAUCUGGGCAUAUGGGCCAGCGCUCUAUACUUUUAUGUCUCUACAGUUUUCGUAUUGUCAUCGUAUGACUAGGAAUUUUCAUUGUUUCUUGCCACCUCCAUUUUGUUUACUAUGACUGGAUUUCUACACUUUGUUCAUUGUCUGGUAUUCUGAAAUGAACUCAGUGUUUUGGAAACUGGAAAUUUCUGUCCUCAGAAGAAAGAAUGGCAAUACCUACUUACCUGAGGAUGAAAACAGAUCCAUUUCUGUUCAUCUCAAUACACCAAACAAUAAAAACGUCCAUAAAUCCAGAAACAGUAAUUAAUCGCCCUCUUGUUGUGUAACCAGCGUAAGAAGGGGAGAUAAGAAAUGCACAGAAAAUUUCAGUCCGAAAACCUGAAGGGAAGAGACGUUGGUCUCAAGUAAACUGGAUAUGAGGCUGUGGACUAGAUUCUUAUUGCUUAGGAUAGGGACUGGUGGCAAGCUCUUGUUAACACACUAAUGAACUUUAAAGGUGGGGAAUUUGUGUAUCAUCUGAGUGAAUACUGGCUUCUCAAACACUCUGGUUAUUGUAAUUAUUUGUUUUUAUCAGUCAGUACAAAGCACGCAUCACAUUCUCAUUGAUAUUAAUGGCGGGUGAUUCAGGCCCUUGUGAUGGUGUGCAGCAUUUUAUGAACUUGGUCCUCUACUUUGCUAGUGCCAUGCCGUCCUCUCUCUGUCAUUCGAAGGCCCUAGAAACUGAGAGACGUGUGAACCACCUACAGUGCGCACUACUCUGUGGUUAUGACGCACGGCCUCUCUGCAUUUGAAGCCGUCGUAUGGUGCCCUUAUUGCCUUCAUACCGCAAGUGUUCGGUUCUUGUAUUUUGAAAGAAAAUGAGCCCAUUUUAGUAGAGCAGCUGCCGACACACUUGUCGGAACGUUUCGCACAAACACUUCAGUAACUCGAAUGGAGCUGGAUGUUAUUGAACAGGUCAGUGUAGUGGAAACCAUCAGGAGGAGCUUGAUUCAAAUGUUGGCUUUGAUCGUAGCUGUUGUGAAAGGGAUUUUUGUUGGUUUUCUUCAGUAUCCCCAGGCAUACUGGGGUAGUACCUUCAUUCAAAUAGGUCAUGACAACAUCCUUUCACAUCCUUGUCUGAUUACCGUUGAUCAUCCUUCCUUCUGUUUUGUUGCUAUGUGCAGUUGCUUAGAUACAUACAAAUAAUGUAAGUAUAUAAACCUCUGUACUAAAAUAGCUAUCAGAUGCAGCUGUUAUCAAUUACUUGUAUUGAUCUGUAGUGCUCUACAUGUCUCUGGUUGCGUGGUUCAUCUACAAGAGCUGUUUAUAUCUUUAGUAGACUCUCCAUCGUACAUGAGCAUGUUGCAUAAUUUUUUUGUGAUCUUUUCAGUGAUAUUUGAAAACUUUGUACUGAAAUGUAUUCAUUAAAGUUGUAUGCUUCGUCUAG